Messenger RNA from Sabethes cyaneus, 6498 nucleotides. RefSeq names its product ubiquitin carboxyl-terminal hydrolase Usp2-like. The record is from RefSeq and is a predicted model, not a curated record. NCBI's taxonomy places the organism in Eukaryota, Metazoa, Arthropoda, Insecta, Diptera, Culicidae. Gene Ontology annotation, molecular function: cysteine-type deubiquitinase activity. The transcript has 10 exons. Gene Ontology annotation, biological process: protein deubiquitination. Bases 668 to 4243 code for a protein of 1191 amino acids. Gene Ontology annotation, cellular component: cytoplasm.
CUGUGCAAAAUUACCUAUACCGUCGGUGCUACGGUCGAAUUCUCAAGGCAUUGGGGUUACGCUUCGUGCUCCUCUCACGCGAUCACGGUUUUGGCAUUGAGAACGAUCAAUUCUCGCAUGAAGUUUCAGCUUCGCGAAACGUGAAAUAAAAGAAAGCUGCGUUUUUUUACCAGCACGCUGGGCUGAAGAAAAAAUAUCACGAACAAUUGCAAAUUUUCGCGUGAGUGAGCGUAUGUCGUCUUCGUUUUCGUCGUCGUUGUCGUCGUCGUCGUCGCCGCCGCCGCCGCUGUCGAGUGGCCUGUGUUUGGUAACCAUUCAGUCGCCUUCCCCAACGAAGCGGGUGCAGGUUGUGUGAAUCACGAGAGUGAAAAAUAGUAGUCGACUUUUUUUCAAGUUCAAAUUUUCAUUUGCUAGUCGCGAUAGCAGCAGUCAGUGAGUGAAUUGCGUCAGAAAGGGAUCAAUUGUACACGGGAACAAAGUUAGGGCGCUUGGACCAACAUUGGUCCGUCAAGGCCUACGACCAAAUAAGUGGAGCAACGCCCCACCCACCCAUUUCUAUCACCUCACACUACCGCCAGGCGAGAAGCAGCAGCUGUGUGUACUAUGAUCGUUCUAAAUUCAGACAGAUCGAAACUGAAUCGUCACAGGGAAGCAGAAUUUGUCUAAUAUGCCUGUGAUAUCAGCAUAUUCGACUAGUGGCAGCAGUUACAUCUCUCCGUCAUAUCGCUAUAGAUCGAGUCUUAGCGAUCGAAAGAGUUACACUACUAGUAGCAGCACUAGCAGCAGCAUCUAUCGGAGAAGUUCUUACCGCUAUGAACUGCCGUCUACUUCGUCCGCCUAUUCAUCCUAUCGGUCAGACCGUACAACAGACGCUGAACUCUCAGCCACACUUUCAACGCUCGCCACCAAAGACACGGCAGUAGAAUCGAGCACCGCACCUAUCACUGCGGCAACAACGACAGUUAAUAGCACCAACAGACCCAGCCGUUACUCUUCUGCCUACAGUUAUAACUCACUCAGUUCGGCUCCCAUCCGGGACUACAGUACACGCUUCAGUUCACGUUCGUCCGAUACUCGCCUCAAAGAUCGGGACAAUAAUUGCCUCUGUACCGGUGGCGCUGGAUCAUCCUCAAACUAUAUCUCGAACUUACGCAGCACUGCACUGAGCGGUGCCGAACUUUACCAAAAGUACAGUGUCUCAACUUACAAACCAAGCAGUCUAGAAUCCCGAAUCAGUUCAAGAACGACAGCAGCAGAUUCGGUCACAAAAUCACCGAUCAGCACGACUCUAAAAGCAUCCUCGCCAACAGCGUUGGAUAUUAGCAAGGUAAACAACAUUCCCGCUAAAGAUAAAAACAGUAACAUCAACGUUGCCGUCGUUAUCAGCAAUAACAAUAACCCUACUAACACUAGUAACGGCCACACCGGUGUUGCUAAUAACCCAGUCACUAACUGCAAACUUACGACAGCUAGAAACACCGGCGCUAAACCGGAAAACUUAGCACGCUUUCCCCAUAGCCAUUCCAACGCGUCAACCGGUAUUACUGGCACAACUGUUGUUACUACCACAACCACCACAAUUACUACCACUACCUCUUCCACAUCCGUGUUACUGUCAUCAUCGUCAUCAUCUUCGGUGCUGUACGAAACGGCUGCCGUGAGUCUUGAAGCGACACGAUCGCGCAAGCCUGGUUCUGUACCUGCAGUGCUGAAAAACACACUGAACAAGUUACGGCCAUCCGGUGGCAAGCCUCCAGUACCAAAAAGUGCAUUCACUAGUAAUAGCUCCAGUGAUCUGGCCUCUGUUUCGAUCAGCGAACGGAAGCAGCUGCUCGGUCUGUCCAGCUAUCGAAACCAAAAUUUUCUCAAGCACGAGUGCGAUCUGGUCAAACGGGAACUGAGCAAAAGUGCCACAGAAAUCGCUGUCAAAAAAGGAUCCAACCAGACCCCGAACAAGCCAGUCAGCACCAUUGGAUCCGCAACAAGCUUGUUGAGCAGUGCAGACAAUUCCAAAGAUAGAUCAUCUUCCAUCCUAUCAAAAUUGGAGGUUUCCAAAACGAGGCAACUCUUGCCACCCGUUUCCAGCUCCAGUAUAGCCUCAAAACCCGGCCAGCCCAAAGAUCAUGAAGAUGAUGACAUGAAAAAUCACCAACACAACAGCCAGAACGCAACUACCACUACCACCAUCACUACUACAAGCAACAGAUCACAACCAUCCAGUGCAAAGCAGCCAUUCACCACUUCUACUAGUAACUCUGGUGUGGAAUUAAAACCCAUUGAUCGGCCGGCAGUGCCGACCAUUUUGCAGAGUACUCAAAGAAAUGAUACUUCUCUUUUCAAAUCAUCUCCAUUAUCGUCGAAUACCUGCACCAUCACCACUACAACUACAACACGGACUACGACUUUUACCAAAACCGCAAAUACAGAGUCGCUAACAAGUGCUUGUAUGCCAUCAUCAUCGUCCGCAGUACGUACUACAGCUUGUACUUAUCCUACCAAUUCUCGUUCCGCCACCGACACCGCCAUGAAAUCGCUGCACAUCACUACCGAACUGGAGGAAUCCAUUACACAGGCCACCAUCAAGCUGCGUCCGACCGUAAACGGAGCGAGCAAUGGAGCCGUCGGAGGGCAUCGGCUCAUAGCGACUGCGUCUUCCACCACGGAUGACAUGAGCGAUAACGAUUAUCAUCACGUAACUGCUACGAUACGAAUCAAACCAAAGUCUAGCAUAAGUCAUCACAGCACAAGUAGUAGUAGUAGCAGUAGCAGCACCAACGGUAGUACCGCCAGUAUAAACAACAUCAAUAACAAUAACAACAACAACAACAAUGCAAACCAUUGCGGCCAUGGUAGUAGCAGCGACGAUGAACACGAAUUCCCCAAUGGAAACGUGAGCAUCCACAGCAAUAAUAAUAAUAACAAAAAUAAUAAUGGUGUAGAAGGUGACGGGAACGAUGACGCUAGUGACGACGACGACAUCAACGAGGCUACAACCGUGGUUACCAAUUCCGUAGACAAAGAAUCAAAAGUUAACGAUGAUGAUAGAAAAGUUUCUUACCUGCGUUCGGGCACGACCUCGAAGAGUAUUCACUCGACAAGUCCAGUUGGUUAUCGAAGUCGCGACUAUGAUUCCGGCCUUGGGAGUUACCGGUCCGGAUUGAGCAACUCCAGUCCAUCAGCCUCAGUACAAAAACCCAGCUACAAUGAUCGAGCUAACGGUGAAGAUGGAGGCAGUCGAAAGGAGGGACUCUGUGGUCUAUGGAAUAUAGGUAAUACUUGCUUUAUGAACUCUGUGAUACAGUGCCUAAGUCAUACCCGGGAGCUCACUAAUUUCCUUCGGAUGCAACCGACAUCGGAGCGGGGUACGACAAAAGAUCAUAAGAUUCUUGCCGAAUACACAAAGCUGAUUAAAGACAUGUGGAAUGGAGUAAACCGCAGUGUCAAUCCAUCGGAAUUAAAAUAUGCCUUCUCCAGCAAACAUCGAAUGUAUUCCGGGUCAGCUCAACAGGAUGCACAGGAAUUUUUGCGAUUCUUCAUCGAUUCGCUGCACAGUGCCCUGAACGUCUCGGUCAAACGGGAGCCAAUCUCCAGAGAGAUCGAGGAUGAUGAUCUAAACAAUCGCAUCAAGGCAACCAUGAUGUGGGAAUGGUACUCCAAAGUGGAGAACUCCGUAAUCAAGGAUUUGUUUGUGGGGCUUCUUCGCAGCACCUUGAAGUGCACAGUGUGCAAUAGUGCCAGCGUUACGUUCGAUCCUUUCUGGGAUCUCAGCUUACCCCUUCCGUCGACCAACUCCCGAUGCAAGCUGGAGAACUGUCUGGACAUGUUCGUCAAAGAGGAAGUCAUGGACGGUAUAGAUCAACCGACUUGUUCCAAGUGCAAAACUCGGCGAAAGUGCACGAAAAGCCUUACCAUCGAACGAUUUCCCAAAUAUCUCGUGAUACAUUUGAAACGCUUCUCGGAAACCCGAUGGAGCAAGCUUACCAAUGUGAUUGAGUUUCCGACCGGCGAACGGGAGCUCAACCUGCAGCCUUACGCUUCCGAAGACAAUACAGCUCCGGUCUACUAUUCGCUGUACGGUAUUUCCAACCAUAUGGGAUCCACUGCUGGUGGUCACUACAUUGCCGUCUGUAAACAUCCGGUCAGCAAGGAAUGGCAUGAGUUCAACGAUAAUUUUGUGAGCGAAACAUCUGAGCGGAGUUUAGUAACAUCCAGUGCCUAUGUAUUAUUCUACGAGCGAGCAUGAAUAGUUUAAGCGAGAAUAGAAAUAGUAAACAGUAAUGGGACAUCGUGUGCAAAAGAGAAAAAAAGCGCGCCGCAGAGAAUCAGAGGUUUAUAACAUUCAGGGUUUGGGAUUAACGUACAUUCACUUCGGUAAGGUUAGAUAGGUGAUAACCGAAUAUUUGACGAAUAUUUAGGAAGAGGAGGUCUUCACGGCGAUUUGAAUGACACCGUAAAACGUACAUCAAUCAGAGUAGAAAAAUUUAAACUAAAAUUGCACAAAAAAUUGUAUGAAAAUUAUACCAUUUCAGGCUUGAAAGACUUACACAUAUGAAUUUCAUCUAAUAAUGAACAAAUUAUUGGUCUAGAAAUUGAACCAAGUGCUAUACCCAGAAAUGAUUUUUCCUCAGAGCAAAAACUGAAAGAUGAAUAUUUGCACUUUGCUCAGUUUUCAGUGCGAUGCGCUCUUCUCCGUUUUGUUUUGUCUUUGCUCUCUUUUGGCACAGACGCCUGUAAAAGCAACCUUCACUUUGUGCAACGUUCUCAUUGAGGAGCAACAAACUUUGAAUAAAUCAAUGCAUCAUUUGCUAAUAUGAUAUACAUUGACGUAUUCGACAUUCUGUUAACAUUUUGAUGCUCUUUAAUGAACUGGUUGCACAGCGAUCUGUAUUAUGGGAAGGAGAGAAAAGGCAAAACAAAACGGAGAACUCUUCGUAGUGAAAACCUGAUCAAAGCGCAAAAAUUCCUUUUCCAGUUGUUGCUCUGAGGAAAAAUCAUCCCUACCAGCAAGUGUUUUAAUCUCUUUUCACAGAAACACAAUGCCGAAUACAGAAAAAAACGGAGUUAAAAUCAGAACAUCAUUGAAUCCAAUGACUAAGUGGUGAGAAACACUUUUGAAUUUUAGAAAAAAUUGGUGGGACGUAAUUUAAAUUCGUUGAAAAUUUUGGCUAACAUUGUAAAGAAAUUAUCAUGACACAUUCUAGCGUUACGGGACACAAUUAGCCCCCAUUUUUACUGUGAGAAAUGCUUCCUAUUUCACCAGCUUUUUGACUAAUACCUUGUAAAAUAGUUGAUUAACGAAGACAUGAUCUUCCACUUGAAUUCCAGCGAUUUGAUGAAAUAGCAACUGAUUUACAUAGUAGGGAUAGUGUCCCGUAACACUGGAAUGUGUCAUAUACUUUCUAGAAUACCAACCAGAAACUCUUCUAAAAUCGAUUGAUAUCGCCCUAACCAACUGAAUGUGAAUAUGUAAAAGAACAAGUGUGAACCAGAGAAAAAUUCUGAUUCCGAAUUGUAGCAGUUUAUUGUGACCUCUCGUGAAGCUAGUGAUACGAAGUAACUCUUUUUAGUGACAAAUAAUUCCGUAAAAACAAAUAGAUUGGAAAAUUUUCUAGUGACACAAAAGCUCAGUAGUCUCAUUCUUCUAAAUAUGCACUUGGAGUGCUUCGUAAAGCUACCUUCACCGAGGACCUAACUACCAUCACAGUUGAAAGACUAAGUCGAAGAUGAAACCGAUUCGUCGAAGCGAAAUGAAUGCUUAGCAUGUAAUUGUGAGUACACGCAAGAAAAGUGAAUUAUAACAAAAUCAAACAAAAAUACACCAACAAACAACACACAUACAGCAAAAGUUAGUAGAAACAGGACGAAAAAACACAUGAUUACUGAUUACACAAAAUAAAUACUAGUAGAGACAAAGUGGCAAUUGCUGACGCAAUUCCAACUCACUCUGCAAAGGGUCUCUACUCGUGUUUAUUUUACGCACAGUAAAAUCAGUAAAAGAGAUUAGAUUUAUAAUAUUUAUUUAACUAUUUAUUAUAGAACAUGAAGAAAGCAGACUAAAACAAACACACAGAAAUAAUAUUUAUACCUAGAUGUAACGUGUUGAGAUGAUAACCAAAACAAAAAAAUUAGUUGUUGAUCAUAUUUCGUUUUUUAAUACUACAGACUUCUGGAGAACUUCUUGGGAGCCGAUUGUUAUUAGUUUUAUUUUCUAAUGAUAAAUUAAACUAACUUUUCUAGCCACUGAAUCUCACGAAAGAUUAAGAGUCUAAUAACCUGCUGAAAACUAAAACUAUGAAACUAUUUACUAUCGGAGCGCUACACGAUCCGCAGGAAGAAGGCAAACAUUCGAAGAAGAUGAAAACUUUUAGAAGACAAACUAAAUUUUAGAACCUAAAAAGCUGAUCCAAAUCAACGAGACACGGUCGAUGAGCUCCCCGCUUGCUCGACCGCCCAAUUAAUCAUGGUUGCGUUGUGUUAAAAUUAAACAAUAAAGAGACA